AUGCUGAAAAGCGGGUCCAAAUACGAUGUAGCUGUGGUACCCACAAGAUCAACAAAGCAACGCUUUGCCAUGGUGCCCACUGAGGAGCGGAACGAAACCAGUUUGAGCUCACUACUUGACUCCAGGGAACACUGGUGGAUUUCAAGGUACAUCAAGGCUAUUCAGCGCAUACCGCCAGUCACCGGCGUCUAUGUGGCCUUGUCGAGUAUUUCCGCGCUCCUCGCAUGGGCGCUGAACGAAAACUACAUGUUAGACGCGCUGCAGUUUGACCUGCAAAGAGUGAAACGUGGCGAGCUCUGGCGACUCAUAACUCCGUUUCUGAACUUCGGGCCACUGUGGCUGGCACACAUGUUUAUGCUGCAGUCUGUGGUGCUCUACAUGUCGUCUGUUGAGAUAUCACACUGCGCAAGACCUGAGAAGUUUGUUGAAUUCAUGGCCUUCGGAUUGGCGCUACUCUCAUCCUACGGGGUCGCGGAAGCUAUUGCGGGACGGCACGAGGCGACAAUGUCAAGCGCGGCUUACCACUUGCACACCUACGUGCUCUACUACUGGAGCCGUCUAAACGAAGGGUCAGUGGUGAACUGCUUCGACCUGUUCACGUUACCGGCGGAGUCGGUACCUUUAAUGUUUUUGCUGCAGAACUACCUGCUCUACCGAGAAUUCUACUUUGCGGAUAUAGUGGCAAUAGGUGGCGCAUACAUCUACUUCUACUACCUAUUCGACACCAAGCCUGUAUGGCCGCUGAGGCGCCUCCGAGGAGGCCGCUUCACUAGACUCUACCAACGUUUCAACAAUGAAAUAUCCCGGUAA
Messenger RNA from Babesia bigemina, 810 nucleotides. Its product is annotated as Der1-like family, putative. The record is from RefSeq and is a predicted model, not a curated record. Lineage: Eukaryota; Apicomplexa; Aconoidasida; Piroplasmida; Babesiidae. The transcript has a single exon. Gene Ontology annotation, cellular component: endoplasmic reticulum membrane; Hrd1p ubiquitin ligase ERAD-L complex. Gene Ontology annotation, molecular function: ubiquitin-specific protease binding; misfolded protein binding. Bases 1 to 810 code for a protein of 269 amino acids. Gene Ontology annotation, biological process: endoplasmic reticulum unfolded protein response.